Messenger RNA from Ciona intestinalis (vase tunicate), 1893 nucleotides. NCBI's taxonomy places the organism in Eukaryota, Metazoa, Chordata, Ascidiacea, Phlebobranchia, Cionidae. The record is from RefSeq and is a predicted model, not a curated record.
AUUUACAAAUGUAAUUUUCAUUUUUAAUUUGCCUAUUUUUGUAAAAUCCUAAACAGAGUGCCGUGGAAAAAAAAUUUUGCAAAAUGGGUAAAUUAAGAAGCGGGCCACCUGUUUCUCUGUUAAAAUGCAGUAAUGGUGCCGACAACAACAAAAUGAACUUCUAUUCAUCAACUUAUUCUUCAUGUUAUGGAAAAGAAGGCUUUGUUGCCCGAUCAGUAAAACCUAGGGGGACAGGAUAUUUAGCAAGCUUCAGGCCAGCUAUAAAUUAUUCGACCGGAAUCGACAAAUUAGAUAAUGUUCCUGUUGGAAAAAUACUUGAAGAUAACUACAGUACAUCAUAUUACAAGCAACAUCAACCGUACUACUGCGGAUCAAACGGGACGGACAAGUUACCGCUGCGAAUUACACGAAACGAAUCGGGAUUUACACAGAAAAUUCCUAUUACAACAGCUGACACGAAAGUGGUUCAACAAUCUAGGGUUGAAACCAUAGAUAAAUACAAAUAUCGACCUCUAUUGCACAGACUUCAAAAUAAACAAGUAGGGCAUUUAGACGACGGUUCACUUCAUCUUGCAACAGAAACAAAUCUUUGUUAUAAAGGCGAACCGAGUAAAAGAAUGUCAACGCAUUUAAAGGAUAUAGGGGUGAAAGAGCCCUCUGGCUUUACACAUUACCAUCACUUUGACCCAGUCCAAUACCUGCCUAGGGCGCCCUUUAAUGGCGAACGGCCGUGUAUUAACAGGCCCACAGGGUUUAGUCAGAAUCAAAGAUACUACAAAAACUGGCCCAACAUGUCUGGUUGUGAAAUGAAUCAUGGAAUUUGUAAACGCGCCCAGCGAGAUAACGGUUAUAGCUAUGAGACUGCUCGACCGCGAUUCGUGAAUCGUGUACCCGAGGAUUCCUUCACUAAGUUGCAUCAAGUACCUUACCCUGUUAUUGGGAGGAUAAAGAAGAAAGAUCCGUGCGAGUUUGUGAAUAUGAGUCUUGGAUCCGACCAUUCCACCCUUGCUAAGACCUGGUUUCGAGGAGAACAACCACCGCGCGGUGGCGGUCGAGAGCUUGGGCCGGUGGGGAGAAAGGAAUUCUCCGGUUACUCGGCGAAUAACGAUCGAUAUGUGGGCGUAGAUGACGACAGAAGUAGAUUUACCACACAUUACAAUGUAAAGUAUGGAGAAUCUCUUCAUGAAAGAAACUACAAAGGCUGGGCCCACACUACCGAUCUUGGAAAACCGAAAAACGGAUUCACGAAAAGUACAACUGUUCAUAUUUACGGGGAUGGAAAACGGUUCAAGGAGUCGGACUUCGAGUCUUACCACCCGCUUGUUUCCAAAGUUAUUAAAAUGGAGAACCCUGGAUACGUUGACAACACAAGGAACAUGAAACGAAGAGAAAUGUCAGUUCAAUAGCAGCUGCUCGCAUUGUGCGACAAUUUGCUUUAAUAAAGCAGCUGUUGAAAUAAGGUCACGCGGGACGCACGCGCUUUAAGUGCAAGAGAUACAAAUAAUCGCGUAACAUUAUUAUCAGUUUCAAUUAGUUCUCUCUCUCUCUUUAGACUUUCACAGGCAGCCAAAUAACAAGUCUUCCAUAAUAACUCAUAUUUACAGCUUAUGUAAUCACAAAACAUAGUUAUUCACAAAAAUUAGUUACCACAGUGCUGAAAUGGUAUGGUUUAUUUUGGCUGGGAACAACCGAAUUUAAUUUACAGUGAACUAAAUUAAACUGAACAAGCAGCAAAGGAAAACAGCAAUAUUGAUUGCAAACGCACUCGUUACAACAGCGACAAUCAAGUGGAGUUGAUAACGAGUAACGUUUUGGUGUUCCCGGCCGGAAUCAACGCCACGUUAUCGUUUUGGUGUGAACAACUAAAUGUAUCAGAUGAAAACUAAAUAUUAA